Seminavis robusta is the source of this 1077-nucleotide messenger RNA. The record is from the annotation of a GenBank genome assembly. NCBI's taxonomy places the organism in Eukaryota, Bacillariophyta, Bacillariophyceae, Naviculales, Naviculaceae.
AUGUCUCAGCUGAUGAAGCUAUCUCUCGCCCAAGCAGUUCCUAUGGCACUCAAGGCUUUUGUUGAGAUAGGAAUACCAGAUAUUCUUCUCGAGGCGCCCAGUGAUGGUUUGACCAUCAAUGCCAUUAUUGAACAGUUGAAGGAUAAACCGGAGGUUCAUCAUGAUUCACUAUCGCUGACGCUUCGGAUCUUGAGCACAGUCGGCAUUGUGGUGGAGGAAUCCGCCGUGGCCCCAACGUACCAUCUUACAGUGAUGGGGAAGUUACUCACAAAAUCACACCAAAGCUCCCUUGAUCCUAUGAUUCGCUACUUCCUGGACGAACCACUUUGGAACGCAUGGGGUGCGCUUCCAUCCUAUAUGCAAGCACAACAACAAACGACCCCCUUUGAAUCUGCCAAUGGCAUGCCGAGUCAGCAGUACUACAGCAUGCCAGAACAUACCUCAUCCUUGAAGCACGCCGGUAGCUUUGUGAGUUUCGUGUCACAGGAAGAAACGCGGGCUUGUGUGGAAGGGUUUGACUGGGCAACACUCAACAGCAAGACCAUUGUAGACUUGGGUGGCCAUUCAGGACAAGUCAUGAGAGCAGUUGGAGCCAAAUUCCCGUCGCUGAAAUGCAUUUGUCUGGAUUUACCAGAAGUUAUAAAAAAGAAUUGUGCUAGUAGUAUGGAAACCGAAAAGAAUGGGGCUGUGGUCCAACUGGUGGGCGGAGACAUGUUUGAUCCUGCAACAAUCCCACCGUGCGACGCCAUUUUCAUGAAACACGUUGUACUCUGCGAUUGGAAUGAAGCAAAAUCUCGCGCCAUUAUGAAGUCGUGCCACGAGGCACUGCCACCGAGUGGACUAGCAAUAAUUGCCGAAGCUGUGCUUCCAAGCCCAGGAUCGACCAAUGGGCAGGAAUCGCUUUCUCUUUUGGUGGACUAUUUCAUGACUUUGGAUGGAAGAAGUCCAAGCAAAACAUCGCAGGAAUGGCAGAGUUUUGCAGAGUCAACUGGCUUCAAAGUGCUCAGUAUCCAGCACACAUCAUUACCAACUUGCUCUAUCCUUGUAUUGCAGAAACAAACCAUCAAGGAAGCCUAG